Messenger RNA from Benincasa hispida (wax gourd), 2242 nucleotides. It is a transcript of the gene AHG2, whose product is annotated as Polynucleotidyl transferase, ribonuclease H-like superfamily protein. The record is from RefSeq and is a predicted model, not a curated record. Lineage: Eukaryota; Viridiplantae; Streptophyta; Magnoliopsida; Cucurbitales; Cucurbitaceae. Gene Ontology annotation, molecular function: 3'-5'-RNA exonuclease activity; RNA binding.
AGCCUCUGUGAUGCAAAUCCCCCGGUAGACUCCGCGAUGAAUCCAUAUCGCCCUCCUUGGGCUCUCCCGCGGCUUCUAUGCUUCAUCAGAACUGCAACGUACUCCUCCGCCGCCGUUACUGCUCCGACCACCGCCUCAAACUCUAGCUUUCCCCUCAAGAAUGUGACCAAGUUGAACUUCGAAGCUGCGCUAUCUGAACUUCGGGACCAUGUCCGAGCUGCGGACUUCGUUGCCAUCGACCUCGAAAUGACCGGAAUCACCAGCGCCCCUUGGCGCGAAUCCUUCGAGUUCGAUCGCUUCGAUAUUCGCUACCUCAAGGUCAAGGACUCUGCCGAGAAGUUCGCUGUUGUUCAAUUCGGCGUCUGCCCAUUCCGCUGGGACUCUGCCAAAAACUCAUUCGUCGCUCACCCGCAUAACUUUUUUGUUUUCCCACGCCAUGAAAUUCAAGUUGAUGGUCAUUCUUCCGAGUUCCUCUGCCAGACAGCCUCCAUGGAAUUCUUGGCUAAAUACCAGUUUGAUUUCAACACUUGCAUACAUGAAGGAAUAUCUUAUUUGUCCAGAGCACAAGAAGAUGCAGCACGUAAACGCCUGAAUUUUGCAUACAGGGAUGAAAUGUCAGAUGCAUCUUCUAAGGUGACUAAUAUUAAGGAUAAGAAGAGAAUUGGCAUUGCUGAUGUUUUAUUCAAGGAAAGAAUGAAAAACAGAUUACGUGAAUGGCGGGACAGAUUACUAUCUGAAAGAAACAUGGAGUUUCAAGCCCAGGAAGGCUCAAAUGAUUACAAACGACAAUUUCAAACAAUUUUCUUCAAGAUGCGUCCUGCUCUUACUUUGAGUGAUUUCACCUCUCAUCAGACAAGAUUGAUUCGGCUGGUAAUUAAGAAGCAUUUUGAGGAUCUCUGUUUUGUUGUCGUGGAUGAUGGUGAUGCUAAUCUACAACACUUAGUCGUGUACGUGGAUUCUAGAGACGAUAAAGAGCUGCUCAUGCAAGAGGUAAACAGCGAUCAGAAGGAAGCAGCUGAAAUGAAGAUCCAAUCUGCAAUUGGGUUUCGUCAUGUUAUUGAUCUCCUUUCAUCGGAAAAGAAGUUGAUCAUUGGUCAUAAUUGCUUCCUUGAUAUUGCUCACAUACACACAAAAUUUAUAGGCUCUCUUCCUUCAACUGCUGAGGAAUUUGUCUCUUCUAUUGGAGAACAUUUUCCAUACAUCAUGGAUACCAAAAUUCUUUUAAAUGGUGAUAACAUUCUUCAACUACGGAUGAAGAAGUCCAGCACAUCUCUAUCCUCUGCAUUUGGCUUAUUAUGCCCGCAUCUUGCCUCUAGCUUUCAGAGGUAUCCUACCUUCAAAUCUGGUGUGCAAGUCGAGGUUCAAGUAGAUGAUUUGAGAUCCUCCAACUGGAACUCUGGAGAUAAACAUGAAGCUGGGUACGAUGCUUUUAUGACAGGAUGUGUAUUUGCUCAAGCAUGUAAUCUUAUAGGAAUUGAUUUUGCACUUCGUUCACCUUCUGAAAAUUUGGUUGACAACGAGAAAUUGCAGCAGCACGUCAACCAUCUGUAUUUGAGUUGGGCCAGUGGAGAUAUUAUUGAUCUGAGCACCGGUAAACGAGUGACUGGGUCUUUGAGGUCUAAUACAUCGAAAAAGCAUCAAGCAAAUAUAUUGUUCGAGAACAUUGUUCUGAUCUGGGGAUUUCCCACCAAAUUUAAUGCAAGGAAGAUCGAAGACUGCAUGUAUAAAGCCUUUGGCGUGAUGAACGUCGUUAGUGUCUACCAUUUAGAUGAAAGUGCUAUGUUUGUGCAGUUUGCAAAGCCAGAAAUGGUUUCCGAAUUUCUCAACCUAAAGGAGAACUUGGAGAGGCACGAUGAUCCAAUAUCAGUUUUGCAUCCUCUCACCGAACUUUUUGAAGCUAGGACUACUCAUGCUGCAGGCUAUGAAGCAUACAAGAAAAUUUGCAGCUCUCCCAUUUCUAAACUCUUGUUUGCCGAUCAGGCAGAGGCAGUUGGGAUUAACUGUAAGACGGCGUCGAUAAAAUCUGAGGCAGAAAAGAGCCAAAUGCAUGAAGCCACAACAUGUUGAAUGAAACUACUGAAAUACAGGGGAAGGGGAUGGGAGCAAAUGAUCUAAGCAACAGCACUGACUACCAUAGUUUACUGAAAAUGUAUGGAUUUUUUGUUUUUCAAUGUAAACUCACUCGAAACACUAAAAUUGUAUCGAUUUUUUUUUAUUUUGCAAAUUGGCAUUGUAUAUUGUA